GCCUUGAACUGCGAGAAAAUUUCAGAGCCAAGGACCGGUGGACAGGGAGAAACAGGAAGGGGAUAGCGGCAAGUUCUUUCUGACACCUGCACCGCAUCGUUCGUUGUAUCGCAUUUAUGUGACGCUCAAGUUCACUCAUAUUAAGAUCUGAUAACAUUUUAUUUUAAAACAAACAUGGCACAGUCUGAUCAUAAGAAAUUCUUCGAGAAUCUCUCCGGCGCUGGGAAAGCCAUCGCCGUGCUGACGAGUGGAGGGGAUGCUCAAGGUAUGAACGCUGCUGUCCGUGCUGUGGUUCGCAUGGGAAUCUAUGUGGGAGCCAAAGUCUACUUCAUUCACGAGGGCUACCAAGGAAUGGUAGAUGGAGGGGAUAACAUAGAAGAAGCCACAUGGGAGAGUGUUUCAAGCAUGCUACAAGUGGGUGGGACGGUCAUAGGCAGCGCGCGCUGCAAGGAGUUCCGGACCCACGAGGGCCGCCUGAAGGCUGCCCACAACCUGGUGCAGCGGGGCAUCACCAACCUGUGCGUGAUCGGAGGAGACGGGAGCCUGACGGGGGCCAACCUCUUCAGGGAGGAGUGGAGCGGUCUCCUGGAGGAGCUGGUCGAGCAGGGUGACAUUGAUGGAGAGGCCGCACAGAAGUACUACGCCUUGCACAUUGUCGGAAUGGUGGGGUCCAUCGACAAUGACUUCUGUGGCACCGACAUGACAAUUGGGACUGACUCCGCCCUGCACAGAAUUAUCGAAGUUGUGGAUGCAAUCAUGACCACUGCUCAGAGCCACCAGCGGACUUUUGUGUUGGAGGUCAUGGGCAGGCACUGUGGGUACUUGGCCCUGGUGAGCGCUCUGGCCUGUGGAGCUGACUGGGUUUUGAUACCUGAGAUGCCCCCUGAGGAUGACUGGGAGGACCAGAUGUGUCAGAAGCUCUCUGAGAAUCGUGCAGGCAAGAAAAGGCUGAAUAUCAUUAUCGUAGCAGAAGGGGCAAUUGAUAAUAGCAACAAGCCCAUAACCACAGAGAGAAUUAAGGAUCUGGUUGUUCAGUGCUUGGGAUUUGACACCCGAGUGACAAUCCUUGGACACGUCCAAAGAGGCGGGACCCCCUCUGCCUUCGACAGAAUUCUGGCGAGUAGGAUGGGAGUGGAGGCUGUGCUUGCUCUUCUGGAAACCACUGCUAAUACGCCGGCCUGCGUGGUGUCCCUGUCCGGAAACCAGUCGGUCCGCCUGCCGCUUAUGGAGUGUGUGCAGAUGACACAAGAGGUGCAGAAGGCCAUGGAUGAAAAGAAGUUUGAGGAAGCAGUUAGGCUGCGUGGCAGGAGUUUUGAAAACAAUCUGAGAACGUACAAACUCCUGGCUCAUCGGAAGCCAGAGUCUGAGCUUCCCCAUAGCAACUUCAACGUGGCGGUGCUGAAUGUGGGCGCCCCCGCGGCGGGCAUGAACGCAGCGGUGCGCUCCGCCGUCAGGGUGGGCAUCUCCGAGGGGCACACGAUGUUCGCUGUCAGCGAUGGCUUCGAAGGGUUCUACAAGGGCCAGAUAAAGGAGGUCAAGUGGGGAGAUGUUGGUGGCUGGACCGGCCAAGGUGGAUCACUGUUAGGAACAAAACGAACACUUCCUGCAAAGCACGUUGAGAAAAUUGCUGAACAAAUGCGAAAACAUAACAUCAAUGCAUUGCUCAUUAUUGGUGGAUUUGAGGCCUACCUGGGACUGAUGGACUUGUUAGCAGCCCGUGGGAAAUAUGACGAGUUCUGUAUCCCCAUGGUCAUGGUACCAGCCACUGUCUCCAACAAUGUACCGGGUUCAGAUUUCAGCAUUGGCGCAGACACAGCUCUCAAUGCUAUCACGAAUGCUUUUGAGUGUCUGCUCCAGCUUAAUGACGCGCGGUCCAGCUUUGAGGAGUUUUGCAUCCCGCUCUGUAUGCUGCCUGCCACAAUUAGUAACAAUGUGCCAGGCACUGAUCUGAGUAUCGGAGCCGACACUGCUCUCAAUGCCAUUGUGGAGACGUGCGACCGCAUCAAGCAGUCCGCCAGCGGAACCAAGCGGCGCGUCUUCAUCAUCGAGACCAUGGGCGGGUACUGCGGGUACCUGGCCAGCGUGGGGGGCCUGGCCGCCGGGGCCGACGCGGCCUACAUCUACGAGGAGCCCUUCGACAUCCGAGACCUCCAGGCCAACGUGGAGCACUUGACAGAGAAGAUGAAAACAAGCAUCCAGAGAGGUUUAGUCCUAAGAAAUGAGAACUGCAGUGAAAACUAUACUACUGACUUCAUCUAUCAGCUCUACACGGAAGAAGGAAAGGGUGUGUUUGACUGCAGGAAGAACGUGCUUGGGCACAUGCAGCAGGGAGGUGCACCGUCCCCAUUUGACCGAAAUUUUGGGACGAAGAUAUCAGCUAAGGCCAUGCAGUGGAUCUCCAAGAAACUUAAGGAGACGUAUAGACAUGGGAGAGUGUUCGCCAACACGGAGGACUCGUGCUGCCUGCUGGGAAUGCGCCGCCGCGCCCUCAUCUUUCAGCCCGUGGUGCAGCUGAAGGACGAGACGGACUUUGUCCACAGAAUUCCGAAGGAACAGUGGUGGCUGAAGCUCCGCCCACUGAUGAAGAUUCUGGCCAAGUACAAGACCAGCUAUGACGUGUCCGACUCUGGCCAGCUGGAACACGUGGUGCGCAACAGGCCCAAGGAGUCCGACGCCUCUGCAAUCUGAGAGAACGGGCCCACAGGGUAUAUUCAUUCAGUGUAGAUGGGUUGUCUGCCAGAGUUCUAACAACAGCUGUAUCCAUUUUCGUGUUCCACCACUAUUUGUCGCAUUGUCAAAUCAUCUCGCCCUUGUUACAUAAAACACCAGCCUAGCAUCGCUGUAGUAAUUUUGUCCAGCAGAACUUCUGGGAUGUGUCCACCACUGGCCAGUACAGAAGACAGCCUGCCAUGUUACAGUCACCCAUCACUGUGUAACUGCACUUUCUCCAAACCGCACUUUUCUCCUAGAUUUUCUGGUGUUCCACAUGUGUCCGAGACUACUGCAAUACAAUCUUGUUGAGUAGAUGUUUUAAGUUUUAUAAUGUAAACAUUCAGAAUUAAUCUAAAUAUAUAUAUAUAUAUGUAUGUUUAAAAUACACCCGAAAUAUGCUUAUAUUGACGUCAGUUGAAGACAAACUCGGUCUUAAAGACCAGUCACAAAAAUGAGAUGAGCCAAUAGAAUGUUUUCCUUAAAAAGGAUUAGUUCUUCUAAGUGUAGUUUUCCUUUCAUUUAAUGUAUCCCAAAUAUGUGUAAAAUGUGUAACAGGGUGUAAUGGUUCACAAGUCCAUGGUUCUGUUUGAAUCAUUGUUUUUGGAUCAUGGUUCAUUUCAAUCCACAGGUAAAGUUUCAUGAACAACAUAAGAAACAAAACUGGAUUAAAUAAUUUACUUAACUGACAAAAGCAUAUAACAAACCCAGAAAAUCAAAUGAGACAACAUACAAUCUGAACCAUAAAUCUAUUACUCCCAAAUGUGCAAAUCCAAAUGGUUAAAACCAUGUGAACCAUUACACCUCUAGUCAAGUGGUGUACACAUACUGCAAUAAUGUACAAUAGCAAGAACAAAACAAGGCUUCAGAAGAUACAUUCCAACAACACAAGGAAAAUCGAAUGGGAUUAUAUAAACGAAAAUAGUAUUUAGAUAAACUGCUACGAUAUUUUACAUACAGUAGUUUAACAAGUAGAAGUGAAGGAUGCUCAGUACUUGGGAGCCAUGCUUGGGUGUCAAAGAUUAAGCACACGUGUUAUUUUGUGCAUAUUAACAUGUUUUGUUAUGGAAAUAGUGAUUUAUUUAAAAAUGUAAUUAAAGCUCUUUAUUUCAACAGUCA
Anguilla rostrata (American eel) is the source of this 3828-nucleotide messenger RNA. RefSeq names its product phosphofructokinase, platelet a (gene pfkpa). The record is from RefSeq and is a predicted model, not a curated record. Bases 175 to 2688 code for a protein of 837 amino acids. Gene Ontology annotation, biological process: fructose 1,6-bisphosphate metabolic process; fructose 6-phosphate metabolic process; canonical glycolysis. NCBI's taxonomy places the organism in Eukaryota, Metazoa, Chordata, Actinopteri, Anguilliformes, Anguillidae. Gene Ontology annotation, cellular component: 6-phosphofructokinase complex; cytoplasm; membrane. The transcript has 23 exons. Gene Ontology annotation, molecular function: AMP binding; monosaccharide binding; ATP binding.